AUGUCAGAACAAGAGGAACAGAUAACUAACUUAAAUAAGCGAAAAUCAAUACUAAAGGGUCAGUUAACACGUUUUGAAACAUUUAUAAAUAAUACGGAUAUCGCGGAAGAUCAAACACAAUUAGAAUUAAGAUUACAAAAAAUAGAAAUAGCUUUUGAAGAAUUUAACUUUGUUCAGACCGAUUUAGAAAUCUUAGAAUGUAUUUAUUGGCACAACUUGAACCCAGAACCACAAAAUGGCAUUAUGCAGAGAAAGGACAUGGUAAAGGAGCACCAGAUGGUGUCGGCGAUUGCCUUAAACGGACUGCUGAUUGCACAAGGAGAUGUUAGUGAUUUGAACACUUCCAUUUCAGCUAUAAAAUAG
Molecule: messenger RNA, 363 nt
Organism: Psylliodes chrysocephalus
Lineage: Eukaryota; Metazoa; Arthropoda; Insecta; Coleoptera; Chrysomelidae
Source: the annotation of a GenBank genome assembly